AGACUUGGUUCUGAAUCCAUGUGUACCAUACCUUUUGUUUUAUUCCUUUUGGAUUAAUUUUGAUAAAGUUCAACUUUGGAAUUUCAGCGAAUGAGAGCUGAAUAUAUGCGAAAGAAAGGUGAAUUUUUGGGAAAGAAGCGUGAAUUUUUGCGAAGGGAAGCUGAAUUUACACCAGCGGAAGCUGAACUUUUGCGAAGUGAAGCUGAAUUUUUGCGAAAGGAAACUGAAUCUAUGCGAAAGAAAACUGAAACUAUGCGAAUGGUAGCCGAAUUUUUGAGAACGGAAGCUGAAUCAGGGCUAAAGGAAGCUGAAUUUUCGCUAAAGGAAGCUGAAUUGACACCAGGGGAAGUUACGCGGAUGCGAUUGCAGGCUGAUGUGAUGCGAAGUUGCACUGAUGAACUUAUGCAAAGGAGAGAUGAAUAUGAGACUUUUCUGAACCAAAACCUGGGUAAGAAAAUGAAAGAGGAUGAAGAAGAGGACGAGGGGCCAGACGACGAAGGGCCGGAGGGCGGAGGGCCGGAGAAGGACGAGGGACCGGAGAAGGACGAGGGACCGGGGAAGGAGAAAGAAGAGGGAAAGAAACGAGCACCAGACUCUGCUUUGGAGGGGGGAAAGGCACCCAAGAUUCCGAAGGCAUAUUUAGCAUGCGUGGCUCUGUUGACCGCAUAUUACGUUGUGCAAAGCAUGGAGACAAUCCAAAUGCUUAUGUUCGUAUGGGUUGAGGCUUCUAAAAAAACUGGAGAAAGAAAGCUUUCUUAUAAUAAAGUGGGUUGGUCUUGCAUGUAGAUGUCUUAGAAAUGGAAAGCUAUGCUAUUAAAACUACUAUUUGAUAGCCAACUUUGGUUAUUAUUGCAAUUGGGAAAACUGUGCUGUUAAAACUACUGUGUGUUUGUUAAGUUCCAUGUUUAAGACAUUUCAAGAAUUUUUAAGGACAAAAUAGACAAAACUGUGCUGU
Messenger RNA from Rubroshorea leprosula, 955 nucleotides. Lineage: Eukaryota; Viridiplantae; Streptophyta; Magnoliopsida; Malvales; Dipterocarpaceae. The record is from the annotation of a GenBank genome assembly.